GUCUGUACCUACUCAGCAUUGUGGCCCCGGGGGUCUGGCAGUCAUACUACACCGCAGCAGAGUGCUACGUGUCAUCCUCACGCUGUCAAACGCGGUGUUCAAUCUUAGUGGACAGAGGCAACAUGACACAACUCACCUCACUGAACGAGGACGUGCUCGAUGCGAUCAUCUCCCGCCUCCGUUUUCGUGACGCUCUCAGCCUCUCGGAAACAUGCCGCAACCUCCAUCCCAUAUCCGUCGGUAAUGCCAUCUCUGACGUCUACCUCACCCAUCCUGGGCAACUCGAGCGAUUCUGCAUCUACAUGCUCGCCGAUGCGCAGAACCGCUUGCUGCGCCUACGGCGACUCGAGAUUGUUGCGCAGGCGCUCGGGAUCAUCCCAAGUGGUGAAGAGACUUGGGAGAGCCCUAUGAUACCCAUUGAAAAGCUGGCGGAUGCGCUAGAGGGCGCCUCGAAUCUGGAGAAACUGGACAUCGAGUGCGUGCAGCCCUUGCUUGAAGCCAUGCCGCGCCUACCCUCUAUCCUACUCCGACUUCGCGGAAUGAAAGAACUAGCGCUGCGCCACGUACCGUUCGCGGCGGCGAAAGAUCUACUUCCUACUCGCUCGACUCAUCUCCGGAUGCUAAUUCUCACCGAGGCAAGCUUCACUUCUGCGUCACCAACUAUCCUGAAGCACCUCGCCUCCUUCCCUCAGCUCACGCGACUCGAGUGUUCGACGCUGUACGUUUCGGAUUUCGAGCACCCCGUCACACUGCCGUCUAUCACACAUCUUGUUAUCGGCCAGUGGGGGCACGACAUUCCGUUGGCGAGCAUCGCCAAUACUUUCCCUGGCGUACGCCGCUUGCACGUCAAGUCCAUUAUAUGGGAUCUGAGCAUGAUUGACGACGUACGCUGGCAUGCUGGUGAAAGCAUCGCGACUGGAUGCUGGAACCAUCUGGAUGAGCUGUGUGGCACUGCGGAGGCCCUAGGUGGCUAUAUAACCUGUCCCGUCAGGAUGUUCCGCCGGCUAGCCUCUCGUGCUGAAUUCUUGUAUGAAUUAGAAGAGGGGACAGCCGCGAUACGCAGGACAGCCCCUGUCUGCAUCUCUCUCUACACGUUCACAGACUCUCCUUGGCAUGUCUGGAAACGGCUCGGAGAAAACACUCCUCGGUUGAGGUUCCUUGACAUUCACGUGUCCGAUGCUGGGAUUGGGACAUCUAUGGACACCUGGAUGGAGAACGUACCUCCUGCCCUACAGUCACUCCGCAUCGUCUGCAUGCGUCUCCAGAUCACAGACAUCUGUCACGCAAUGCCUGCAGGCCUCAGUAGUAGCGAUAUGCUGGACCUGGAACAAGACGUCAUAAACACACUCCCAAAUCUGCUCGCUAGAUACAUCGCGUCGCUGCAAUACCUGGGCAUCGGUAUCGGUGACAAAAGGUACGACAUGUACACGCGAUCGUGGUCAUUCGUCGGGAAGACGUCGUGGUGGCGGGUCUCGCGUGACGGGCAGGAAGAUAAUGUUCGGAUGGAACCUAUAUCUGCUGAUAUUGGCGAGCGCGUCAUUGCGUAUAUCGAUUCGGCAGAGUUCGAGGCUACCAUGCAGUUCGACGAUGCGCGUUUCCGAUCCAAAUAGUUACGGAUACAUCCCAGUUUUGGUGGCUUAAUGUGCUGCUUCGUCGGAUAUUGCUUUUUUAGGCCGAUCAAACACGCUCCGUAGCUCGAAGUAACGAAGUGUUCCGUGGCUUGUCGCGAGGCUGCGACGAGUACGAUUCGAUAUUCGUAGUUGAGGAGUUCGACACAGGUUUCAGAGUCACA
This is a messenger RNA of Rhodofomes roseus, 1792 nucleotides long. RefSeq lists its product as uncharacterized. The transcript is spliced from 4 exons. NCBI's taxonomy places the organism in Eukaryota, Fungi, Basidiomycota, Agaricomycetes, Polyporales, Fomitopsidaceae. The coding region runs from base 123 to 1610 and encodes 495 amino acids. The record is from RefSeq and is a predicted model, not a curated record.